GUUUCUCUGUGUGAACCUAGUCUUUGGCGAAUCACUUGUAACAACUCUGCACUUAAGACUGGUUCUGGACUUGGAGUUUUUAUUUACUAGCGCGAACCGGUUUGGGACAUUUAUGGACUAGGCUGAAUCGGUUUGGGACUUAUUCCUCUUUCUUUUAAUCGAAUCAGCAACGACAAACAUACAGACGGGUUUUUGCAAAGAGAUUAAGCUCGCCAAAACUUUUUCGUGAUGUAUUUAUUUAUCUGUUUCAGAACAUCUUACAAACAAAAUAUACCGGAAAGCAUGAGGUAAACAAUUUUUUCGGUUGCAACGACCUGAUACAGAUGCUGUAAGCGAGAGAAGUGUGCCAACAUUUAACACCCAAGCACAGAAGCCGUCCACCGCACCAACAACCAAAUCAGCACCAAUAGCCCCCACUGCCACUACCGGAGUUGGAUUGUUGUAAUCAAAACAAAAUCAAGUUGCUUACAGCGUUGGAGCUCAUUCACGAAUUGACCAAGCAACAGUGGUAAUCAACAGAGUAUCGCGCAGCGCUAGGCAAAUAAACCGCUAAAGCAACUCUUUACAUAGUCGUCGCGCUGGCGGUAGUCAGUACUACUAUAAUAACAACAAACACCAGAUUAGCAUAUAAAUUAGUGGCGUCAACAAGAAUAGAAAAUCAUAAAUAACAAUGGGAUUGAGAUUUCAGCAAUUGAAAAAGCUAUGGCUGCUCUACCUGUUCCUGCUAUUCUUCGCAUUUUUCAUGUUUGCACUAAGUAUCAAUCUAUAUGUGUCCAGUAUACAAGGAUUUCAGCAGGAUAAUGUCCAUCCAAAGCCUCAGCCCCACCGUCGUUCACUCUGGCAAGCAAAAAACAUAGUUGCACACUACAUUGGUAAAGGUGAUAUAUUUGCCAAUUUAACCGCAGAUGACUACAACAUAAACCUAUUCAAUCCCAUUGAAGGCGAAGGUGCUGAUGGACGGCCAGUUGUAGUGCCAGCGCGCGAUAGCUUCCGCAUGCAACGAUUUUUCAAGCUAAAUAGCUUUAAUAUACUGGCCAGUGACCGUAUACCCUUGAAUCGUACGUUAAAAGAUUACAGAAUAAAAGAGUGUCGUGACAAAAGGUAUGACCACAACGAACUACCCACAACAUCAGUGAUAAUAGUUUUUCAUAAUGAGGCCUGGUCGGUGCUCUUGCGCACAAUAACCAGCGUUAUCAACCGGUCGCCGCGUAAAAUGAUCAAAGAAAUAAUUCUUGUUGACGAUGCUAGCGAUCGCUCUUACCUGAAGAAGCAACUCGAAGCCUAUAUUAAAGUACUUACGGUGCCAACACGUUUGCUGCGCAUACAGAAACGCGGCGGCUUAGUGCCAGCGCGCUUGUUGGGCGCCGAGCAUGCUAAGGGCGACGUUUUGACCUUUUUGGAUGCGCACUGCGAGUGCACGCGCGGCUGGUUAGAGCCAUUGCUGCAGCGUGUGAAGGAGUCGCGCACCAAUGUGGUAGCGCCGGUUAUCGAUAUAAUUUCCGAUGAUAAUUUUAGUUAUACAAAAACAUUUGAAAAUCAUUGGGGUGCUUUUAAUUGGCAGCUCAGUUUUAGAUGGUACAGCACCAGACGCAACAGAGCAACGCCAAAGAGUGACCGCACUGAGCCGAUCGCGUCACCGGCCAUGGCUGGUGGACUAUUUGCAAUCGACAAGAGCUAUUUCUUUGAAAUUGGCUCAUACGACAAAGAGAUGAAGAUUUGGGGCGGCGAAAAUGUUGAGAUGUCUUUCCGCGUGUGGCAAUGUGGAGGUCGUGUCGAAAUCUGUCCCUGUUCGCACGUAGGCCAUGUUUUCCGCAGCACUACACCGUACACCUUCCCAGGCGGCAUGAGCGAAGUGUUGGGAAAUAAUUUAGCGCGCGCCGCUAUGACUUGGAUGGACGACUGGCAAUAUUUUAUACUCUUGUACACAUCCGGUCUCUCUUUGGAGACACGUGAACGGAUUGAUGUCAGCGAUCGCCUCUCCCUGCGCGAGAAACUCCAAUGCAAACCAUUUUCCUGGUAUUUAGAGAAUAUAUGGCCGGAACAUUUCUUCCCAACACCCGAUCGUUUCUUUGGCAAAAUUAUUUGGCUAGAUGGCGAGACUGAGUGUGCGCAGGCAUACACGAAACACAUGAAAAAUUUACCAGGACGUCGGUUGUCGCGCGAGUGGCCGCGAAUUUUUAAAGAAAUCGAAAGCAAUGGUGAACAAUUUAUGUCGCUAAUCGAUUUGGAUCGCGACAAGUGUUUGCUGCCGACGGAUAAGGAUUUGCCGCAUACUGCAUUGCAAACGGCUACAGUUCGCGAUUGCAAUGCGCAUCCCAAGUCUAUGGAUAUGUAUGUCGUUACACCGAAAGGACAAAUCAUGACUAAUGAUAAUGUGUGUCUGACGUACAGAGAGCCGAAGUUAGGAGUUAUACAGCAGCUUAAGAGCCGCAACUUAACUUCAAAUGUGCAAUUGACCAUGUGCUUAGAUCAUCCGCGGCAGUAUUGGAUCUACGACAUGGAUACUCAGCAUAUUUCGCACCGCGAUUCAAAACUUUGCCUCACCUUGAAAGCAACCAAAAUGCCACGCACCGAAAAGGUGGAGAAAAUCGUUGUUGCCAUUGAAUGUGAUUAUAAAGACAUCACGCAGAAGUGGGGUCUCAUACCACUGCCAUGGAGAAUUUAAAAAUGUUUUACAGAAAAUCACUCACAAAACCGCGCGAUCACAAAAGAUUAUAAAGCGCGAAUUUUUUUUUACAGAAGCAAUUAGAAAUGCCAAUUAAAUUAAAAACAAUUACGAUAAAAUUAAGAUAAGCAUCAUGUUAGAAGAGAAGACGCAUCAAUUCAUGGAGACAAGCGAAAAACACGAAGUGAAUGAACACUUGCGAAGUGUACUUGUGAUAUUUUUUUGUUAUUUGAAAAUUUGUAGAAAAAAAAAUCUUUAGUUCUUACGUCCAGUACUGAGACCGAAAUACCAGCCACCAAGAACCAACACCGUAAACAAAAAGGAAACAACAUCAACAACAAUAACCACCAAUAAACAUAAUCAGUACUUUUACCCACAAUAUACACAGAUAUACAUACCUAUUUAUAUCUAAAUACCUGUUCGACUAGAGUAGUAGUUAAUAUUUACUAAACUAUACUAUUUAUUUUAACACUAUUUUUAAUGAAAUUUUGUAGAACAAAAAAAGCGUUUACAUUAAGAAGCGUACUGAAAGUACGUGCAAAAAAUAUUUAGAUAUAAUUAAGUUGAUAAGUUUUAUUAAAAUAUAGAAGGUAAUCAAAUUCUCUUGCUAAACUUGUUAGUUAACUCAAUGCUUAAUGCUACUAAAUCAAAUUGAAGUUGUCAACUGCUAAUGCUGCUAUUUACGAACAGCGUACUGCUGCUUUAAAAUUAAAUAAAUUCUUCUUUUGCCAAUAAAACACGAAAAUAACAAUGGAUUUUUUAUAUUAUCUUUUACAGGCGCACGCGUAAUUAGAUGUAUUAAAUAAUUUUGAAUCACUUGUUUAUUUAUAAUCACAAGCAUUUCGUUUUGCUGUGGAAUGAAUUAAGUAUACGAGAAAACGUAUAUUCGAUGAAUUACGGUGGCGAAAUUAUGCACAGACACACAUUCGGGAUAAAAUGCAAUUAA
Molecule: messenger RNA, 3611 nt
Organism: Rhagoletis pomonella (apple maggot)
Lineage: Eukaryota; Metazoa; Arthropoda; Insecta; Diptera; Tephritidae
Product: polypeptide N-acetylgalactosaminyltransferase 3-like
Exons: 7
Coding region: 671-2665 (664 amino acids)
Cellular component (GO): Golgi apparatus
Source: RefSeq, a predicted model, not a curated record